This is a messenger RNA of Ogataea angusta, 1137 nucleotides long. RefSeq lists its product as uncharacterized. Gene Ontology annotation, cellular component: mitochondrial inner membrane. The transcript has a single exon. NCBI's taxonomy places the organism in Eukaryota, Fungi, Ascomycota, Pichiomycetes, Pichiales, Pichiaceae. Gene Ontology annotation, biological process: inner mitochondrial membrane organization. The coding region runs from base 1 to 1137 and encodes 378 amino acids. The record is from RefSeq and is a predicted model, not a curated record.
AUGCUGAUCUUGCGAAGAAUUCAUCCUUCGCAAAUACCGCUCGUUUUCCUUCGUCGGCUUUCCAGCAAGCCAGACAGGUUUUCUUCAGAUGGACAACAGGCAGACCGAAUAAAUAAACAAACAGCCAAUCUGAUCAACGACAUAGAAUUCAAAAGCCCCGAAAACAACGGGUCUGCCCUCAAAGAUUACAUCAAUGCUGUCAUUGGAAGCGAGAACUUCAAAGAGCUCAAGGCUGAGUUUGCGCGUUUCCACUCCGAGCGAGCCAAAUUAGCAAAAGAGUACCACAGCUCCUUCAGCGACAAGCUCGACCGAACGGCCGCAGAGCUAAGAAAGAGUGCAACUAUAGCCUCCAAACUCAUGAACGAUUUGACGGGAUACACGAAGAUCAACAACUUGAAAGAGAAGAUAGUGGAGAACGAACAGAAGAUGAGAGACUUAAGAGCCUUGAUCACUGAAAGCAAGCAGGACUACGCACGUGCUCUGGAAGAGCAGACAUCAGCACAGAAACACAUCAACGAGCUUCUUGAGCGGAAACACAGCUGGAAUUCCCAAGAUCUCGAGAAAUUCACAAACCUGUACAGAAACGGCCAUGGGUUGGAGCGCCGCGUGCAGGCAAACUCCAACAAAGUGGCAGAAUUAGAGGCCAAGGAGAACGAUCUGCACAAUGAAUUGAUUCAGAGCAUUAUGGAGAGAUAUCACGAAGAGCAGGUGUGGUCCGACAAGAUCCGACAGUUUUCCACGUGGGGAACAAUUUUCAUCGUGUGUGUCAACUUGUUGCUGAUGCUUCUGGUGCAGCUGUUAUUCGAGCCUUGGAAAAGAUAUCGACUGUUAAGUUCUUUUGAAUCGAAAGUCAAAGAGCUCUUUGAGACUCAGGGGCAGGAGAAUUGGGAUAAACUGAAAUCUGGGUUGCUUAACAUUGAGCACAGACUCGACAAGUUUGAGCAUGUUGAGGGUAUACUGCCUGCCGAUCUAUCUUGGAGUAGCAUAAAACAGUGGGCCUCCAAGCUGAGACGUAUAUUUUUCAGCGACAAGUUCUACAAGCUGGACGUGUCUUCGGCAGAAUUCUCCGCAUUCUGCGGCACAAUUAGCUCUAUGUUCCUCAUCCUAGGCAUACUUCUAUCUAGACUUCUCCUAUAG